Molecule: messenger RNA, 870 nt
Organism: Ascochyta rabiei
Lineage: Eukaryota; Fungi; Ascomycota; Dothideomycetes; Pleosporales; Didymellaceae
Product: iron-binding protein
Exons: 2
Coding region: 1-870 (289 amino acids)
Biological process (GO): iron-sulfur cluster assembly; intracellular iron ion homeostasis
Cellular component (GO): cytoplasm; mitochondrial matrix
Molecular function (GO): 2 iron, 2 sulfur cluster binding; ferrous iron binding
Source: RefSeq, a predicted model, not a curated record
AUGACAUGGCCGAGCUUCGAAGGGGCGAUUAGUGACAUCUUUUCCUUCGAUAACCUCGACCCUCGUUACACCACCACCCACGCUUCCCCCCUCCUACCAUCCAUUGCAAUUCAUCGACUGUAUUAUACAAAACCCUCACAACAAUACACACACGCCUUUUCGCCAUGUUCAGAAGAGUCGCAGCAGCCGUUCCAGCCCAGGCCGGCCGAGUGCUCGCAACCGCCGCCAGACCGAGCAUCACCUCGCCCAUCCGCACAGCAGCCCCCGCGCUAUCUGCAGCCGGCAGACGGCAGUACCACGAGAAAGAUAAGUCGCUCUUCUGCGCAACGUCAGUCUCGACAAAGGUGUGGCAGGACCUGCUCCGAAGCCGCAUACCUUACACAUGACUGUCGCAUUUCUCUUCCGAACGACCGGCUAACAUCCGCAGCACUGCUCGAUCACUACAGCCGUCCCCGAAAUGUCGGAUCCAUGUCCAAGACUGACACUGACGUUGGUACUGGUCUCGUUGGCGCGCCCGCAUGUGGCGACGUCAUGAAGCUGCAGAUCCGCGUCGACCCCAACAACAACACCAUCAGCGACGUCAAGUUCAAGACCUUUGGCUGCGGUAGCGCGAUCGCAAGUUCGAGUUACCUGACCGAGUUGGUGCGCGGUAUGACGUUGGAGGAUGCGUCGAGGAUCAAGAACACCGAGAUUGCGAAGGAGCUGUGCCUGCCGCCUGUCAAGUUGCACUGCUCCAUGCUUGCGGAAGACGCCAUCAAGUCCGCCAUCUCCAACUACUACACAAAAAACCCCAACGCUCGCGCGACAGACCUCGGUGGCAAGUCGGCACCGCUGCCCAAGGUCGAGGUUGAGACGGUUUCCGCUGCAUAG